AUGAGCGAGUUGGCAGACGACAUCACCCCGGAGGAAGCCGAGGCACACGACGUACGAAGGUUGCGGUGGAUUUUGAGGGUGGCAAAUAACCCCGGGUCCUGCGAGGAGUGGUACCUCGGCGACGAGCGCGAUGGAGUCCGGCACGGCCACGGCGCGGCGUUUUAUACUUCGGGGGACGUUUACCUUGGACAGUGGCACCGAGGGGAGUGGCAUGGGCGAGGGAACUUGACUCACAUGUCGGGAGCUAAGUACACGGGCCAUUUCGAGAAGGGAGAGAAACACGGAACCGGAAAUUUCGUAGACGUGGAUGGCGUUCGGUUUCGGGGAGAGUAUCGCCAAGGAGUACGGCAUGGGUCAGGCUAUAUGACUAGCCCAAACGGUGCUCAAUUCGAGGGCUGGUUCCGAGACGGCACGGCUCACGGGGACGGGAUGCUCACCUGGCCCGAUGGGGGGAAGUUCAUCGGGAAGUACGUCAUGGGGAAGGAGCACGGUAGGGGCGCCAUUCUGGACCCUUUGGGGUGCAAGGUGUGCGAUGUGGAGUGUGCCGCUGGCGUGCUCGUGGGAGGGAGGACAGUGUGCCCGGGGUCUCUUGGCGGGGGUAAGGGCCCCAAGUGCAGAGGAGGUUCCCAGAGCUGCGGUUUCUGCCUGCAAACCGCGCUAGACCUCGAGCUGUCCAUCGCCAACGAAGACCCCGAUGCCCUGCAGGCGUUGUCCUUGAGCGGGGGCGGCGAAGGUGCGCAAGCGGGCGGCAGCGGAGGCGGCGCGAGAGGCGUUCAAUCAAUGAGCUCCGCGAGUCAUAGCAGCUGGGGCGGCGGGAGCACCUUGGGAGGAGGCUACGGCGGCGGGGGUGCCCCUCCCCCUCCCCCGCAGCACGAAUGCGUGGUCAGGGUGAAACCCCGGCCGUACUCUCCAUCGGACGAUUUCCGCCCGCGCCGUGUCGCCAUGCCGCCCACCGGGUCGGCGGGUAGGGUGGGCGGCGGCGGCGGCGGCGGGGGCGGGGGGGAUAUGCUCAAUAGAUGA
Ectocarpus siliculosus is the source of this 1020-nucleotide messenger RNA. NCBI's taxonomy places the organism in Eukaryota, Phaeophyceae, Ectocarpales, Ectocarpaceae. The record is from the annotation of a GenBank genome assembly.